AUGGGAAGUACAAAUAACACAGAUAAGCCUGACUUCAUCCUUGUGGGAUUGACAGCUUCUGGAGAGGUCCAAUGGGUCCUCUUUACCCUGUUUCUCCUGAUAUACCUGAUUACUGUGCUGGGAAAUGCAGGGAUGGUACUGAUAAUUCACCUGGAUCCCCAGCUUCACACCCCCAUGUAUUUUUUCCUCAGUCACCUGUCAUUCCUUGACCUAAGUUACUCAACUGUCAUCACACCUAAAACCCUAGAGAACUUACUGGCUUCUAACAAGUAUAUUUCAUUCAUGGGCUGCUUCACCCAGAUGUCUUUUAUUUUCUUAUUGCGUGUCACUGAAUUUUUCCUUCUGUCUUCAGUGGCCUAUGACCGCUAUGUAGCUAUCUGCAAUCCUCUGAACUACCCAUUUGUUAUGUCCUGGAGAUUCUGCUGUGUCCUCAUUACUGGGUCUUAUGUGAUUGGCUUCACUGAAUCAUUAGUCAACAUUGUUUACAUGAUCAGUUUACAUUUCUGCAAAUCCAAUAUAAUCUAUCACUUCUUCUGUGACCUAAUCCUGAUUUUAGUCCUGUCCUGCACUGACACUCGUGACAUUGAAAUCAUGAUAUUCAUUGUCGCUUCCUUAAACCUAAUGGUAUCUCUUAUCCAAAUCUCUGUGUCCUAUGGGUCCAUUCUGUCUGCUAUCCUGAAAAUUAAUUCCACUUCAGGAAAGCGCAAAGCCUUCUCUACUUGUGCCGCCCACCUCAUGGGAGUCACCAUCUAUUAUGGCACUAUGAUUUUUACUUAUUUAAAACCAAAGAAGUCCUACUCCUUGGGAAAGGAUCAAGUGGCUUCUGUGUUUUAUACUAUUGUGAACCCCAUGCUUAAUCCACUCAUUUAUAGUCUUAGGAACAAAGAAGUAAAAAAUGCUCUCAUUAGAGUCAUGCAGAAGAGAGAGAGCUGCAGACAACUGAAAUGA
Messenger RNA from Choloepus didactylus (southern two-toed sloth), 948 nucleotides. RefSeq names its product olfactory receptor 8H1-like. Gene Ontology annotation, molecular function: odorant binding; olfactory receptor activity; G protein-coupled receptor activity. The coding region runs from base 1 to 948 and encodes 315 amino acids. Gene Ontology annotation, cellular component: membrane. The record is from RefSeq and is a predicted model, not a curated record. Gene Ontology annotation, biological process: sensory perception of smell; G protein-coupled receptor signaling pathway. The transcript has a single exon. Lineage: Eukaryota; Metazoa; Chordata; Mammalia; Pilosa; Megalonychidae.